Olea europaea var. sylvestris is the source of this 2187-nucleotide messenger RNA. RefSeq names its product zinc finger CCCH domain-containing protein 45-like. The record is from RefSeq and is a predicted model, not a curated record. The coding region runs from base 371 to 1963 and encodes 530 amino acids. The transcript is spliced from 4 exons. NCBI's taxonomy places the organism in Eukaryota, Viridiplantae, Streptophyta, Magnoliopsida, Lamiales, Oleaceae.
AAGGACAAAAUAAUACAAGUAGCGGCGCUUCAUUAUGUGGUAAUGAAACUCUUCAAUUGAACCGACACGGGCGCAUACAGAAUCCUGCAUCUGGCAGGUUUUCGUGAACCAUCCCCAAAUAGGGUUUCUUCUUAUCUUACGAAACAGUGUGUGAAAAUUUCCUUUUUCGAAAUUCUUGAUGAAGAUCUUUUAAAAUCCGUUUUUGGGUAAUAAUCUGAACAGGAAAAAAAAAAAUUGUUUUAAGGGAUUUGAGGGUUAGAGGAAAAUGAAGUAAUUGAGGAAAUCGAAUUGAGUUUCCAGUGCAAACCUUCGACAGGCAAACUUGUCUCUACCAGGGAAUUGCCCUUCAAAAGUUGGUCUCAAAUCGAUUAUGUCCCGUGCUAAUUUUAUGGACUCGAAGAAACGUCACCAUGCAUUAAAUGUGAAGUCUUCGGCUGAUAAGCCCCAAUUCAUUCUUCAGAUUAAUUGGAAAUGCCCUCCCAAAUUUGCAUUGAAAAAAGAAUGGUGUGUGGCUGCUGGUGAAGAAAGUGAGUGCGUAGGGGGUCGAAUGCCACCUCCCAGACCCUCCGUCUCAUCCGACGUGGAAGGUGAAUAUUAUGAUGAUAAUCACAUUCCAAAAAUUCCAAUAUUUCCAAUUGAAGAAGCAGCAGAAGCACAAUUGAAUGGAUUAACACCAGUAAAUUAUUGCCCUGUUUCACAGCCACCACCAAUGCUCAAAGACCAGUCAACAUCUGAAACACCUCAUUGCAAUCUCCCUGUUCCUCUACCCAAUGAAAAAGCUGUUGUUGACCUUAUACAUGGUUUAAAAGAUGGUGAUUUGGUGUCUGCUGCAACUGCUGCUGCUGCUGUAGCUUCCAUUUUGCGAAGCAAAGAGCAUGGAAGGUCAGUUGACCCAAAUCUGCUGAUUGAGCUUCUUCGUGACCCAAAAAUGAUGUGGAAAUUGGUUGAUAAAAAUGAGCUUGGGGCUGAAGUGAAAACCAGACCUAUAGCCGGACCGGAACCAAUCGCAUCAUUUCCCUUGCCAAGUUCAACGGAAGAUGGUGAACCCUCAAGUAGGAAAACUCCUGCUAUUUCCAAACGUGUGACUGAGAAAGAAUUGAUUCCUAUGCCUAGCACCAAACCCAGAACUCGGAGCCAAACAGUUGGUGCAUGUGGAAAAACGCAUUCAGGAAUUCUGCCAAUAGCUGCACCAAAGCCAGUGAAACAAGCAACUCCCUUCUGGAGAUCAAAUUCUGGUACGUCUCUGACUAAGAACUUAAUUUUUGAACCUGGAUCUUCUCCUCGUUCAAGAAUUAGCAAGAUUGGUGGGAUAAGGACAGUGUCAUUUCCAAUCCCUUCCUCCUCGAAAACAAAUAUGGAAAUGAUUAAAAGGAUGAUAAACGAAUAUGGAGCACAGGAGGUAAAGCCUGAUGCACCUCGAAUUCCUUCCACAUCAAAACCUAAUGAGGUGAUCGAAAAAAUUGUUAAUAAAUAUAGAGGACUUGAUAAUUCAGCAACUUUAAAUUCUCAUAUGGUUGCAAACCCGGGUGCUUCCAUGGAUUCAGCAACUUUAAAUUCUCAUAUGGUUGCAAACCCGGAUGCUUCCAUGGAUUCUGUUCAGCAAACUAAGGCCAUAUCAGGUUCUGGAAGAUACCAUUUUCCAUCAGUGACCAUGGGUCACUCAGCACCUCUAUUGAAGGACAGUGAUUACUGUAAGUCCCUAGUAAAGCAAUAUGGUGAAACUCAAGUAAAUGAGAAGCAUGAAGUAUCCAAAAUUGGGCAACCUGGUAAAUGUUUGCAUGGACUAGAAUUUCCUAGAAAUAUAAAAUUUGAACUAGAUCUAAACAAUCAGUUGCCUAGCAUGUAUCUCAACGGCCAGUACCAGCAUCUUAUGUCUCAGCCAUGGGGCAGGCCGGGUGGGGAUCGUGUUCGGCCAGGUAGGGUGGUGGAGACUUCUGUUGCAAAGCGGAUGAAACUUGGGUAAACAACUUGUAUAGGUUUGAGUUCUGGGCAUGCUAUUUACAGAAACUUACUAUACUUUAACUUGGCCAAGAAAUUUUGGUUUUGAAGAAUAUUUACCUUGAGAACUACAUGCUUUAGAGGUUUUUACUCUAUUUUUGGUUACAAUUAUGUUUGCAUCUGGACAUGCUAUUUACAGAAACUUACUAUACUUUUAACUUGGCCAAGAAAUUUUGGUUUUGAAGACUA